GCGCGCUGCUGCUCUGCCCCACGGUCGCGGGGGCUGCUCGUGCCGAGUACCAUGUGUGACGGCGCCCUGCUGCCCCCUCUCGUCCUGCCCUUACUGCUGCUGCUGCUGGCCUGGGGACCGGUCGCAGGCACAGCGGUGGGCGACGCCGCGGCCGAUGUGGAGGUAGUGAUCCCCAGGCGGGUGCGUCCGGACGACGUGCACCUGCCGCCCCUGCCCGCAGCCGCCGCGGGACCCCGACGGCGGCGCCCCCGCGCGCCCCCCGCCGCCCCGCGCGCGCGCCCCGGAGAGCGCGCCCUGUUGCUGCACCUGCCGGCCUUCGGGCGUGACCUGUACCUGCAGCUGCGCCGCGACCUGCGCUUCCUGUCUCGGGGCUUCGAGGUGGAGGAGGCGGGCUCAGCCGGGCGCCGGGGACGCGCCGCGGAGCUGUGCUUCUACUCCGGCCGGGUGAUCGGCCACCCGGACUCCCUCGUCUCGCUCAGCGCCUGCGGCGCCGCCGGCGGCCUGGUUGGCCUCAUCCAGCUUGGGCAGGAGCAGGUGUUCAUCCAGCCCUUCAACAACUCCAGGAGUCCGCUCAGCCGACAGGAACAUCUGAUUAGGCGCAAAGGGUCCUUCACCUCCAGCCCAUCUGCUGAGACCAAGGAAUCUGGGCAGCUCUGCAAGGUUGUGACAGAAAAGAAGAAGCCCAGGAAGGGCAAGCCAUUGCAGGACUUGCGGGAGCGAAGGAAUGCCAUCCGGCUCACCACCGAGCACACAGUGGAGACCUUGGUGGUGGCCGAUGCCGACAUGGUGCAGUACCACGGAGCAGAAGCCGCCCAGAGGUUCAUCCUCACCGUCAUGAACAUGGUAUACAACAUGUUUCAACACCAGAGCCUUGGAAUUAAAAUUAACAUUCAAGUUACCAAGCUUGUCCUGCUACGACAGCGCCCUGCCAAGCUGUCCAUUGGGCACCAUGGUGAGCGGUCCCUGGAGAGCUUCUGUCACUGGCAGAAUGAGGAGUAUGGAGGUGCCCGCUACCUUGGCAACAACCAGGUGCCAGGAGGGAAGGAUGACACACCUCCUGUGGAUGCUGCUGUAUUUGUGACCAGGACAGAUUUCUGUGUUCACAAAGAUGAACCAUGUGAUACUGUUGGAAUUGCUUACUUAGGAGGUGUGUGCAGUGCUAAGAGGAAAUGUGUGCUUGCCGAAGACAAUGGUCUCAACUUGGCCUUCACCAUCGCUCAUGAACUGGGCCACAACCUGGGAAUGAAUCAUGAUGAUGACCACUCAUCCUGUGCUGGCCGGUCACACAUCAUGUCAGGAGAAUGGGUGAAAGGCCGGAACCCCAGCGACCUCUCUUGGUCCUCCUGCAGUCGAGAUGACCUGGAAAACUUUCUCAAGUCUAAAGUCAGCACUUGCUUGCUGAUCACGGACCCGAGGAGCCGGCACGCUGUGCGCCUCCCACACAAGCUGCCUGGCAUGCACUACAGCGCCAGCGAGCAGUGCCAGAUCCUGUUCGGCACCAACGCUACCUUCUGCAGGAACAUGGAGCAUCUGAUGUGUGCUGGACUGUGGUGCCUGGUGGAAGGAGAUACAUCCUGCAAGACCAAGCUGGACCCUCCCCUGGAUGGCACUGAGUGUGGGGCAGACAAGUGGUGCCGUGCUGGGGAGUGCGUGAGCAAGACGCCCAUCCCGGAGCAUGUAGAUGGAGACUGGAGCCUAUGGGGCAGCUGGAGCAUGUGCAGCCGGACAUGUGGGACUGGAGCACGCUUCCGCCAAAGGAAAUGUGACAACCCACCCCCUGGGCCUGGAGGCACACACUGCCCUGGUGCCAGUGUAGAGCAUGCGGUCUGUGAGAACCUGCCCUGCCCCAAGGGUCUUCCCAGCUUCCGGGACCAGCAGUGCCAAGCCCAUGACCGACUGAGCAGCAAGAAGAUGGGCCUGUUGACAGCAGUGGUGGUUGAUGAUAAGCCCUGUGAACUCUACUGUUCACCCCUCGGGAAGGAGUCCCCUCUGCUGGUGGCCGACCGGGUCCUGGAUGGCACACCCUGCGGACCAUACGAGACUGAUCUCUGUGUGCACGGCAGGUGCCAGAAAAUCGGUUGUGAUGGUGUCAUCGGGUCAGCAGCCAAAGAGGACCGGUGUGGCGUCUGCAGUGGGGAUGGCAAGACCUGCCGUGUGGUGAAGGGUGACUUCAGCCACUCCCGAGGAACCGGUUACAUUGAAGCAGCAGUCAUUCCUGCCGGAGCUCGGAGGAUCCGUGUGGUGGAAGACAAGCCUGCUCACAGUUUUCUGGCUCUCAAAGACUCCAGUAAGAGAUCCAUCAACAGCGACUGGAAGAUAGAGCUCCCUGGAGAGUUUCAGAUUGCAGGCACAACAGUCCGCUACGUGAGAAGGGGCCUGUGGGAGAAGUUUUCUGCCAGGGGACCAACCACAGGGCCGCUGCAUCUGAUGGUGCUGCUGUUUCAUGACCAGAAUUACGGCAUUCAUUACGAGUACACCAUACCUGUAAACCACACUGCUGAGAAUCAAAGUGAGCCGGCCAGGCAGCAGGACGCUCUGUUCCUGUGGACCCACAGUGGCUGGGAAGGGUGCAGUGUGCAGUGCGGAGGAGGGGAACGCAGAACCAUCGUGUCAUGCACACGGAUCGUUAACAAGACCACCACUCUGGUGAACGACAGUGACUGUCCCCAUACAAGCCGUCCUGAGCCUCAGGUCCGAAGGUGCAACUCUCAUCCUUGCCAGGCACGGUGGGUGGCGGGCCAGUGGAGCCCCUGCUCGGCAACCUGUGAGAAGGGCAUCCAGCAUCGGGAGGUGACCUGCAUGUACCAGUUGCAGAAUGGCACACAUGUCACCACUCGGCCCCUCUACUGCCUGGAGCCCCGGCCAACACCAGUGCAGAGCUGUGAAGGCCAGGACUGCCUGUCCAUCUGGGAGGCAUCAGAGUGGUCAGAGUGUUCUUCCAAUUGUGGCAAAGGGACACAGAAACGGACUGUGACAUGCACCAAUUCACAAGGAAAAUGUGAUGUGUCCACGAGGCCGAAAGCCGAGGAGGGGUGCGAGGACUACUCGGGCUGCUAUGAGUGGAAGACUGGAGAUUGGUCUAAGUGCUCAUCCACCUGUGGGAAGGGGCUUCAGUCACGUGUGGUGCAGUGCAUGCAUAAGGUCACCGGGCGUCACGGCAGCGAGUGUCCCACUCUCUCAAAGCCAGCAGCCUACAGACAGUGCCACCAGGAGGUCUGCAAUGACAAGAUCAAUGUGAACACCAUCACCUCCCCCCGCCUAGCUGCUCUGACCUACAAAUGCACACGUGACCAGUGGACGGUGUAUUGCCGGGUUAUCCGAGAGAAGGAUCUCUGCCAGGACAUGCGGUGGUACCAGCGCUGCUGCCAAACCUGUAGGGACUUCUAUGCAAACAAGAUGAGCCAGCCACCUUCACCACCAAGCUCAUGACACCCGACCCCAUGCUGGGACUCAAGGUAUGAGGCCUGACAUUUAGUGAGUGGAGAACAUCUACCCUUCCCAAAAGCAACCAGGCCUAUAGCUUCCUGAAGCACUCCUCUGUGCCCCCAGCAAGGCUGUCUCAAGAAUCUAUUCACAAGGGGCUUGUGAGUGGACUUGUCAUGGCCAUUAGUGCUUUGUCCAUAAUAUGUUAUAAUCAGUUACUAGAUGGCUUCCUGCCAUAAGGAGAAAACACAAGCAUCACAAGACAAAUAACUCCAAAAGUUCCAUGUACCUCAAAGGGGGACAACUGGAGAGAGAAGGGGGGGAGGGAAAGAAACAAACACAUAUUGUUUGGUGCUUUUGUCCUAGCUUCCUUGUGACAUUUGAAUUCCUAGGACUUGAUGUAUCUUGGUGGGAAUGUCCUGAAAAUGAAACAUCCUGUAUUAGAAGAGGUUAUCCUGAAAGCCAUCAGUGCCACAGCUGGAAGGAGGGGUGUGGACCAGCCUCUGCGAAUGGCUUUUCUGGAGAGGGCUGGGCUGCCAGAGUUGGCACUCUCCUUCAUCUGCCUUCCCAGGAUCAUAAGAAUCAAGACUUCAGCUCUCUGCCCAUCUCUUACAACAUAUUCUCAACAUCCUAGGCCUUGCCUAGUAAGACUUGUUCCCAAGAGUUUAAAUCUGAAGAGAACAACAAAAAUAUUGAUGCCACACAGUUCUGCCCAUCACCCAUGUGGGGAUAACAUUCCACACAGGCUGGGUUUGAAGAGGCAUCUGUUUUUCAGAACUCUCCUAUAAAAACAGGAGGGCUUUUCUUCAAGGUGCUGUGAAACUAGACAUAUGCUCAUGUGGCAAUGGCAUGGCCUCCUGAUAUGAAGGUGCACUCACAAGCUCUUGCUCCACUUCCUGGGGCAUCCACUCUACACAGCACUCCAUAAAGCUUUGCACCUUACACCUACUUCAGCUUGGACAAAUAGUUCUCCAUUGACCUUGUCCUUUCAUCUGAAGUUAAGAUUGAAUUUAGGACAUCUGAGGACAGGGCUCAGUCCUGGGGAUGUACAGGGAAAAGUCUGACUGGCAUCUGAACACAAGGCAGUUCUCCUCCAGUCUGUUGUGCCAGGCCCUAUAGAGGAACACCACCCGGCUGAAAUCACUGUAUGUCCUAACCUAGACCUCAUGGGACCUUAAUCAUUGCAGCUGUCGUCAUUAACCCACCGUGGCAUGGCAAGGAUGAGGCUCAGAAGGAUAAAAGUCCUUCCUUCUUCCAUCCACUCACCCCUCCCCCACCCUCAUCACAGAACUCUUCCAUCUCCAGAAGCCCGGAGAAGUGACCAGUGGCCUCUUUGAGAGCACAGUAGAUGGCAGGCCCCACCAUCUCAGGAGACUGGAUUUGCUUGCCAUCUUGGUGGGUGGUUCAUGACUGCUUGUGUCCUGAAAAUUUUCCAUGAAAAGCCCAUCUUCUCCUCCCUGGUUUCCAGACAGAUGCUCUCACACGGGCCAGUUUCCAUGGAAUCAUUUCCAAGUACUUCUUGACUUAUUGGUGCUGUUUCUGUCUUUGUUUCUUUGGUUGCUCUUUUCUAAACUUUUCACUAGUUCAUGACAGAGAAGUGGUAGGGAUGGCAGGACAUUUGUUUGGUUCCAUUCGAAUCGACAAGGAGCGUUGAGAAACCUCCUUAGGUGCUCUGAGAGAAUGUCAGGAUGAAGUAGAUCACCUGCACAGUAACAAGCUAGCUGUCACCCCAGGCCUGUGCAAAACACUGUGCUCCCAAGCUGAGGCCUGGCCACUAGCAGAUCCCCCAUCCUGCUUCCAACAAAUCCACAGAUUUCAGGGAUCUGAGUGCAGAUCAAUUUUUACCGGCCCAACAUGCACUAUUAGUUCACCAAAAAAAUUUUUGGAACCAAAAAGUAGACCUGGGGCAACUAGCUAUGGCUGCCACUCAGCUUUCCUUGCUGGUCCUCAGGGGUCUACCCAGGCCAAGCAAGCAUGAGCACAUGCACAUGCCCAUGGGUGGACCCUUUCCCUGGUACUGCUGACCCACCCCUGACCAGCCCACAGGACUUCUGCAGGAGCCCCAUGCCCUCAGAAUAGACAUAGUUGAUUGCAUUAGUAUUAAGCAGCUCAGUGUUUCCCCAUGUACCUGAGAGCUUCCUGAGCUCUCUUAGCACAUGCUGGCAUUGUCACUUUGAAAUCCACCAGCCUGCCUCUGGUUAGGGCGUCAGCCAUGAGACCAUGAUAACUUUUGUUCCACUUUGCACAGAGCUGUUGAGGCUCUAUAUGAUCACAACAGUGGUGUUUCUGUGUAAACCCUGCACUGUCAAUCAAGUACUGUACCUUUGUGAUUACACAGAUGUGUUAUUCACUAGCGUCUCACAAUCUUAUGGUGCUAUUCUUAUUGGUGCAAAAAUGAACUUUUCUCAGUUCACUGUGGCUUGAUCUAUCAGAACACAGGAACACAUUGCUGUUUUCCAUUUCAAAGUCAAAUGUAUAUAUUUCCCACUAGUUACCUUACAUUAUGUACUGUACCCAUGGUAUUUUUUGUUUUACUUUUUGGUGCUGGUUAUGAAAGAAAAAAAAAGAACAGAAGACAAACAUCAGAUGCCAUUAUACAUGAAAAAUUAAUCAUUUCAUUGGAAGCAAGUUGAACGUGUGUAAUAAAAUGUUUUUCCAUAACAA
Molecule: messenger RNA, 6087 nt
Organism: Jaculus jaculus (lesser Egyptian jerboa)
Lineage: Eukaryota; Metazoa; Chordata; Mammalia; Rodentia; Dipodidae
Gene: Adamts17
Product: ADAM metallopeptidase with thrombospondin type 1 motif 17
Exons: 23
Coding region: 52-3429 (1125 amino acids)
Biological process (GO): extracellular matrix organization; proteolysis
Cellular component (GO): extracellular matrix
Molecular function (GO): metalloendopeptidase activity
Source: RefSeq, a predicted model, not a curated record